CUGCCUCAAAGCCAAAGUAGCAGUCUGCAUUUCCAGAUUCAGCUAGGAAGACCUCAGUCCUUAUACUCUGUGGAGCCACUCUUGCAGUUUGUUGAUUCUUACGGAACUGCACAAGAGGUAAAGAUCAUCUGAAGAACAAACAGUAUUUUAUGCUGGAUCCGAUUAAAGACGAAAAAAGAGACAAUACGAUACCCGAAGAUGACUCCAACAGUGGUUCACCAGUCCCUCGCGGGCACAGGCAGCGUGGCUGGGAUAUUCUUUGAAUUGUCAAAGGAGAAAAUGACAAUUUAUCAAGCCCUGAAAAAGCGCCUACUGAAACAAGGAACAAGCUUAGCACUGCUGGAAGCUCAAGCAGCCACUGGUGGAAUCAUUGAUCCCAUACAUAAUCAAAGGUUUUCUGUUCAAGAUGCUGUGAAUGCAGGUCUGGUGGGUCCUGAAAUGAAAGAAAAACUACUUGCCGCCGAAAGGGGAGUAACUGGUUACACAGAUCCAUAUACUAACCAAAAAAUCUCCAUCUUCCAAGCCUUACAAAAAGACCUCAUUCCAAAAGAUUAUGGAAUCAGGCUGAUUGAAGCCCAGUUAGCAACAGGGGGCAUUAUUGAUCCCAUUGAAGGACACAAAAUUCCUCUGGAGGCUGCUUGUCAACUUGGAUACUUUGAAAAGGAGAUACUUGCUGACCAGCUGAAUGAGAAUAAGGUGUAUUUUGAUCCUCACUCACAAGAAAAUCUUACAUAUCAGCAACUAGUAGAUAAAUGCAUGGUAGAUCCUGACACUAGCUUGCUCCUUUUGCCUGUUAGUAUUACAUUUAAAGGCCUGAGAAAAGGGGUGAGUUCUGCAGACCUUCUGGCAUCUAAAAUCAUAGAUAAAAAGAUGUUUGAAGACUUACAGCAAGGUAAAGUGACUGUAGAGGAAGUCAUGCUCGAGGAAACAGUGAAGGGCUAUCUCCAGGGCACAGGAAGUAUUGCUGGGGUAAUAGUUUUGUCAUCUAAUAGAAAAAUGAGCAUAUAUCAAGCCAUGAAAGAGGGCAUACUCAUGCCAGGAACAGCACUGAAUCUUCUAGAGGCACAAGCUGCCACUGGAUUUAUGAUUGAUCCUGUGAAGAACAAAACAUUCACAGUAGACGAAGCAGUAAGAAACCAACUUAUAGGACCACAGUUUCAUGCAAAAUUACUUUCAGCAGAAAGGGCUGUUAAUGGUUAUAAGGACCCUUAUACAGGUAAAACAAUCUCUUUAUUUGAGGCAAUGGCAAAGGAUCUCAUUGUUAAAGACCAUGGUAUUCGUCUGCUAGAAGCUCAGAUUGCCACUGGUGGCAUAAUUGACCCAAUACACAGUCACCGAUUGCCAGUUGAUGUAGCCUAUCAGCGAGGUUAUUUUGAUGAAGUUAUGAAUGGCAUCCUGAAAGAUUCAGGUGAUGACACCAAAGGCUUUUUUGACCCUAACACAAAAGAAAACCUGACUUAUUUGCAGCUGAUGGAUCGCUGCAUGAUUGACCUGGCCACAGGGCUUUGUCUACUCCCACUUCAAAAACAGACUGGAUCAGAAAGCUACUGCUUUGUUGACUAUAACAUUAAAACAACUCUCAAAGAGGUGAAAGUAACAUUAAAUUGUGGAAAAUUUAUGGGAAAGACAGUCUCAAUCUGGGAAUUGUUGAUGUCGGACUAUUUUGAUGAACAACAAAGGCAGAACAUAAUUCAAAAAUAUAGGGAGGGCAGCCUUACUAUCAAAUCAAUUAUUACAAAGGUCACUGAGGCUAUUGAAUAUUCAGUGCAAACGUCAAAGGCUGUCUUUGAAGGGAUUCGGGAAACAGUUACUGCCCAGCAACUUCUAGAGUCAGAAAUUAUUACCGAGAAUAUUUUUGACCAACUGAAGCAAGGUAAAAAGACAGCUGAAGAUGUUACUGAGGACGAAGUGGUGAAAACAUACCUGCAUGGGACAGGAAGCAUUGCUGGUGUUGUUCUCUCUGACUCUCGCCAAGUAAUGACUAUCUAUGAAGCUGGAAGAAAAGGAAAACUCAUGCCUGGAACAGCACUGAUUCUUUUAGAGGCUCAAGCUGCCAGCGGGUUUAUUAUAGAUCCAAUUGCGAAUGUCAAGUACUCUGUUGAUGAAGCUGCAAAAGCCAAGAUUAUAGGGCCAGACGUUCAUGCCAAGUUAUGUUCAGCUGAAAGAGCAGUAACUGGCUAUAAGGAUCCUUACAAUGGUAACAAAAUUUCUCUCUUUCAAGCCAUGAAGAAAGACCUUAUUGUGAAAGAUCAUGGAAUUCGUUUGCUAGAAGCACAGAUUGCAACCGGAGGCAUAAUCGAUCCUGUAAACAGUCUACGCAUUCCUGUUCAUGUAGCUUACAAACGGGGCUAUUUUGAUGAAGAGAUGAAUCAGAUUCUUUGUGAUCCAACUGAUGACACUAAAGGUUUCUUUGACCCCAACACCCAGGAGAACCUCACGUACAUGCAGCUCAAAGAAAGAUGUAUUAUUGACUCCAGCACAGGUCUUUGCCUUUUACCUCUCAAAGAUAAAAGCAAGAGAUUCAACAUGGAUAAGCAGAUAAAAGAUACAUUUCUGGCCAAGACUGUACUUGUCAAAUAUGGCAGAUUUAGUGGCAAGUCUGUUACUGUUUGGGACCUUAUCAAUUCUGAAUACUUGUGUGAAGAAAAACGAAGAGAACUUUUCAAAUUGUACAAGACCAAGAAAAUUACAAUAGAAGAAAUAAUUACAACCAUCCUGACCAUCAUUGAAAGGACAGAGCUCAAACAUCAAAGCAACCUUACGUUUGAAGGUCUUAGAGGUGAAAUCUCGGUUGUUGAUCUUGUGGAGUCAAAAAUAAUAACUAAAAAUAUAUAUGAUGAAUUGAUCAAGGGAAACCUGACAAAAGAAGAAGUUAUGCUGAUGGACACAGUAAGAACAUAUUUAAAAGGCAGUAGCAGUGUGGCUGGGAUAGUGCUUCAGUCUUCCAAUCAAAAAUUGAGCAUCUACCAAGCUAAAAAAAAAGGUCUUCUGACACCAGGCACAGCUCUUUGUCUUUUGGAAGCACAGGCCGCUACAGGUUUUAUAAUUGAUCCACUUCAGGACCGACGCCUAACAGUGGAUGAGGCUGUGAGAGAAAAAGUCAUUGGGCCUGAACUAUAUGAGAAGCUUCUGUCUGCGGAGAAAGCAGUGACUGGUUAUGUUGAUCCCUACACAGGCAAAAAAAUCUCACUGUUUCAAGCAAUGCAGAAAGACCUCAUUUUGAAACAGCAUGGCAUUCGUUUACUUGAAGCCCAAAUUGCCACUGGUGGCAUUAUUGAUCCUUUGAAAAGCCUCCAUCUGCCUCUUGAUAUUGCUUUCUCACUGGGAUAUUUUGAUGAAGAGAUAAACCAGAUACUUUUAGACCCCAGUGAUGACACGAAAGGGUUUUUUGACCCCAACACACGAGAAAACCUAACCUAUGCACAAAUAAUAAAGAGGUGCAUCAAAGAUCCCCAAACAGGCCAUCUUCUUCUACCAAUUACAGAAAAAAUCAAAACAAAGGAAGCUACAGUGCAAUCAAGGACUGAUCAAGAAAUAAAGGAUGAAUUUCUGAAGAAUACAGUUAAUGUUUCAACUGGAAGCUACUCUGGGCAAACUGUGACUCUAUGGGAGCUGAUUCAGUCUGGAUACUUUAAUGAAGAUCAAAGACAAGAUUUGAUUGAGAAAUACAGCUCACAGAGGAUUACCAUUCAAGAAAUCAUCACUGUAAUUACUACAACUAUUACAGAAGUGGAAAGGAAAAAAAUGUCUCAACAGACACUGCAAGGACUGAGAAAAAAGGUCUCUCUUUUACAGUUAAGGGAGGCAAGUGUUAUUGAUGAAGAAACUAUCAAAGAUUUUGAACUAGGUCAGAAGACUAUAACAGAAGUGGCUGAACAGGAAUCUGUGAAACAAUACUUACAAGGGACAGGAAGUGUUGCAGGUGUUCUCCUAGAACCUACUAAAGAAAUUAUCAGUAUUUAUCAAGCAAAGGCUAAAGGCCUUCUAAUGCCUGGUACUGCUCUGGUACUUCUUGAGGCACAAGCAGCCACAGGAUUUAUUAUUGAUCCAAUAAAAAACAAAUAUCUUUCUGUAGAUGAGGCAGUGAAAGAAAGAGUCGUAGGUCCAGAGCUUCACGAACCCUUACUCUCAGCUGAACGUGCAGUGACUGGAUAUACAGAUCCAUGCACGGGUGAGACACUAUCCCUGUUUCAAGCCAUGAAGAAAGGAUACAUUAUGAAAGGCCAUGGAAUCCGUCUUCUUGAAGCACAAAUUGCCACAGGUGGAAUUAUUGAUCCAAUUAACAGCCAUCGCAUACCUGUCAGAGCUGCCUACAAACGAGGAUAUUUUGAUGAAGAAAUUAAAUCAAUUUUAUCUGAUCCCAGUGAUGACACAAGGGGCUUUUUGGAUCCAAACACUAAAGAAAAUCUUACCUACCUUCAGCUGAAAGCAAAAUGUGUAAAGAAUUCCGCCACAGGCUUGCUGCUUCUUCCUCUACAAGAAAGAGGAAGUUCAUUCCAUACAGAUGAGGAAACAGAAAAUGAACUAAAAAAAGUGACUGUAAAUAUAAAUUCGGGGAAGUAUAAAGGCAAGACAUUAACGGUGUGGGAAAUUCUUUGUUCUGAAUACAUUACACAGGAAAAAAGAAAACAGCUGGUUGACCAGUAUAAGGCAAGAACUUUAACAAUAGAAAGAAUUAAAGAAAUUAUAACAGUGAUUAUAGAAGAGACAAUCACUGAAAAAACUAUGUUUAAAGGUUUGAGGAAGAGAGUCUCUGCCAGUCAACUGUGGGAGUCUAAUAUUAUAACAAAAGACAUGUUUGAAAAAUUAAUUCAUGGAGAAGUCAAACCAGAUGAAGUUACCAAAAUAAAAUCAAUACAGAAAUAUCUGGAAGGCACUAACAGCAUUGCAGGGGUAAAGAUUCAAUCUACAAAUCAAAAAAUGAGCAUCUACCAAGCAAGGUCAAAGGGGAUUCUGACUCCCGGUACAGCUCUGGUCCUGCUGGAGGCCCAGGCUGCCACUGGAUUUGUCAUCGACCCGGUGAAGAACAAGAAGAUGUCUGUAGAACAGGCAGUGGCUGAAGGGCUGGUGGGAGCAGAACUGAAAACUAAACUUCUCUCCGCUGAAAAGGCAGUCACCGGCUACACUGACCCCUACACAGGGGACACCAUCUCGUUGUUCCAGGCCCUGAAGAAAGACCUGAUUGUGAAGGAUCACGGCAUUCGCCUGCUGGAAGCCCAGAUUGCCACCGGGGGCAUCAUCGAUCCAGUAAAUAGCCACCGUCUGCCCGUGGAGGUGGCUUACCAGCGAGGAUACUUUGACGAGGAGAUGAAUCGCAUCCUCUCAGAUCCUGACGACGACACCAAAGGGUUUUUUGACCCAAACACCAAAGAGAACCUCACCUACCUACAGCUGGUGGAGAGAAGUGUAAAGGACUCCGAAACUGGGCUCUGCCUCCUUCGUUUGAACAAAUAAGUUUAAAAGGAUCAUUUGUAAUCUUGCAUGCAUAAAAAGUUCAUACAAUGCCCAGUUUUUCAUCAACUUCCUGGAUUUCAGUUUUCAUUUUGCUUUGGGGGUUAAAUUUGUUUGGUUUCUAUGAAAGGCAUUAUUUGAACAGCUACCAAAUAGAUAAUACAUUAUGAACCCUUACAUUAUCAUUUUAACACUAGAGCAUCCGUGAUAUGUACCUUUUUGGAAACAGUCAUCUGAACGUAACAUUACAAAUGCAACACAUCUGUGUAAAUAUAUUAAGAAAAAAAUCCUUGUUAAAUCUUACAUGGAUGUCUUCACUUGGAAUCCUAUUCACUUCUACAAAGCAAUGUUAAUCACUCUAGUUUUCCUUCUACUAAGAUUACUCUUAUUUCUUAAUGUAGAUGUAAAAUAUGUAUAGGACUUGAGCUGUCGCCAGCUUCAUGUUUUUGCUGGCUUGACAGUACAUCUGUUUCAGUUCAAUAAAUUGAGAAGAAUAAAAUAAAACACAAUAUUAAUCAA
Molecule: messenger RNA, 5970 nt
Organism: Lepisosteus oculatus (spotted gar)
Lineage: Eukaryota; Metazoa; Chordata; Actinopteri; Semionotiformes; Lepisosteidae
Source: RefSeq, a predicted model, not a curated record